Messenger RNA from Rana temporaria (common frog), 674 nucleotides. Its product is annotated as rap guanine nucleotide exchange factor 4-like. Gene Ontology annotation, molecular function: cAMP binding. NCBI's taxonomy places the organism in Eukaryota, Metazoa, Chordata, Amphibia, Anura, Ranidae. The record is from RefSeq and is a predicted model, not a curated record. Bases 199 to 663 code for a protein of 154 amino acids. The transcript is spliced from 4 exons. Gene Ontology annotation, biological process: spermatogenesis.
CCAGUGCACAGGGUCUGCGGCGGCGACAAGCCUCUGUGCUGCUCAUAGCAUGUGAUAUACAGGAGCAGGGUGGGCCAGCUUGCAGAUGAUCAGUGAUCUGUAUAUAACAAGCUCUAGUUGACAAAACUGCUCUUAGUAUUGUACUUUGGAAGCUGGGCAGGCAGAUUUGUGCAAGACUGAGCUGGCAUUGCUCCAAACAUGGUUGCUGCUCACGCUUCCCAUUCUUCCUCCUCUGCAGAGUGGAUUGCCUGCCUUGAUAAAAGGCCUCUUGAACGUUCUAGUGAAGAUGUGGACAUCAUAUUUGCCCGUCUAAAAGAAGUUAAAGCGUUUGAAAGGUUUCAUCCGAAUCUACUUCAGCAAAUCUGUUUCUGUGGUUACUAUGAGAGUCUGGAAAAGAGUGUUACAUUGUAUCGCCAGGGUGAUAUUGGCACAAGUUGGUAUGCUGUAUUAACUGGAUCCCUGGAUGUCAAAGUUACCGAAACCAACAAUCAUCAGGAUGCCGUGGUUAUAUGCACACUGGGGGUCGGAACUGCUUUUGGAGAAUCAAUACUGGACAAUACACCCAGACAUGCCACCAUCGUCACAAGAGAAUUCAGUGAGCUUCUACGCAUUGAACAGAAGGACUUUAAAGCUCUGUGGGAGGUAAGCUUUCUAGUUUACUAGUUAAAUAUUAA